AUGAAAAGAAGUGAAGAGUUUCUAACUGAAAAUCAGAAUCAAGAGGAAAUAAGUAUCCUUCGUUGUUGGAAAUGUAGAAAAUGUAUAGCAAGUUCUGACUGUUUCAUAAAAUAUCUUGAGAGUCAAGUGACUAAGGAUAGACAUGAUUCAGUUGAUGUUCAAAAUACUUGUCAUGUAUGGCACAUGAAUACAGAAGCUCUUCCAGAAUGGAUAAACUGCCUCAUACAAAAAGCCCAGUGGACAGUUGGAAAACUGAAUUGCCCUUUCUGUGGGGCCCGUUUAGGGGGCUUUAAUUUUGUCAGCACUCCAAAAUGUUCCUGUGGCCAGCUUGCAGCUGUACAUCUCUCCAAGAGCCGGACCGAUUUUCAGCCAGCAGAGGCAGGCAGACUAAUGAGACCAUCGCUGAAGUACUUGUCACAUCCUGGAGUUCAGUCAGGUUGUGACAAGGAAACUCUGCUGACAGGUGGUAGCUCCAAAAGCAGAAAUCACAGGCUUUUAAACAUGGCCCAAAAUAAUAAUGGCCCUGGAAGAUUAACAGACGCACUCUGCCUAGAGGUGAGAGCAACAUAUUUUGAGAUGAAGAACAAAAAACUGCUCUUCAAAGCAUCUGAUCCAAAAUACCAGCUUUUUGUUCCCCAGCUUCUGACUGGCAGAUGUACUACAAGAGCUUUUCAUAGAAAAUCACACAGUCUGGAUCUGAACAUCAAUGAGAAACUGACUUUAUUACCCACUUUAUAUGAAAUUCAUAGUAAGACUACUGCCUAUCCCAGGCUAAAUGAAACACAGCCUAUUGACCUUUCAGGCUUGCCUUUACAAUCUAGUAAAAAUGGCUGUUCCUUUCAGAACUCAUCGAGUUUUGAUCCUGACAUGCUGCUGCAAAGAUUUUCAGUGGCUCCCCGUGAAACCCAGACACAAAGAGGAAGCGAAUUUCAGUGUGGUCUGGAAGCUUCUUCAGUGUACUCUGACCAUGCUAGCGCGAAUAACCUGACUUUCGUGAUGGACCUGCCCUCAGCUGGCAGGAGCAUGCUGGAGGCCUCAGACCAAGAAGAACACCUCUCCCCACUGGACUUCCUGCGUUCAGCCAGUUUUUCAUUGGGCACCAUUAAUCAGAGGCUCAAUAAGAGAGAAAGGAGCAAGUUGAAGAAUCUAAGAAGGAAACAACGAAGGCAUGAAAGAUGGCUACAGAAGCAGGGUAAAUAUCCAGGAGUGGGAUUGCUGGAUCAUAUGACUUUGAACAAUGAGAUGAGUACAGAUGAUGACAAUGAAUAUACAGAAGAAAAGGAUAGCUACAUAUGUGCAGUGUGUCUCGAUGUUUAUUUCAACCCUUACAUGUGUUACCCUUGCCAUCACAUCUUCUGUGAGCCCUGCUUACGGACUCUGGCCAAAGACAAUCCUGCAAGCACUCCCUGCCCAUUGUGUCGGACAAUUAUUUCUAGAGUCUUUUUCCAAACAGAACUGAACAAUGCCACAAAAACCUUCUUUACUAAAGAAUAUUUGAAAAUUAAACAAAGCUUUCAAAAAUCCAGCUCUGCAAAAUGGCCCCUACCAAGCUGCAAAAAAGCAUUCCAUCUUUUUGGAGGUUUCCACAGACGUGCAGCACCAGUUACAAGAAGGCAGUUCCCACAUGGUGCACACAGGAUGGAUUACCUGCACUUCGAGGAUGACAGCCGCGGAUGGUGGUUUGACAUGGAUAUGGUGAUCAUCUAUAUUUAUUCAGUUAACUGGGUCAUUGGAUUUGUUGUUUUCUGUUUUCUUUGCUAUUUUUUCUUUCCGUUUUAGGAAUUUUCUUACCUUACUACAGUUGAACAAUCAUGAAUGAUGUAAAUAACAAUUGCUUAAACAUUUUUAAAAUGUGCUUUGAAGUUUUUAUAAUGUUGCAUUAUAUAAAUUUUUGGUGUUUAUAGAAAGCCUGAGAAUAAUGGACUUAUUUAUUAAUGUUUUUCUUAUAACAAACUAAAUUUUAUUUAAGAACUAAGCUAUUCAGCACUUAACAACAAUGCACUAUUAAGUUCAUAGUUCUUUUUAAUUUAGGAUUUCUGGCUCUAAUUUUACAAUGUCACUUUAUUGCUUAUUUUGAUUAUAAAGACUGAGGUUUUCUCUCCACUUAAAUAUAGUGAAGAUACAAAAUGAAAUGGUAAUCUGAGUAGGUAGUAUCUAUACUGAUAAAAUAUUUAGUCAAUCACCACUUAUUCUCAGGCAAAGUAUAUACAUUAAAAAUAAACCAUAUUCUCUGGGAACUAAUUGAGCAGGGUAUAUUCAGUUUUGGUUUCCAAUUAUCUCUAGUCAUGUCCUACUCUAUUACCAAGAAAGCUGACUAUCCUUUCUUGUAUUGACCUAACAAUAGCUUAGUAAAACAUUUUUAAUUAGUAUGAGCAAAAAAAUAGUAAAUUCAAAAAGAGACUAACCUCCACCAAUAGAAACUUAAGAGAAUUCUAUUAACACUUUCCAAACUGCAGGAUGAAUUGUCUAAAACAUAAAAAAUUUACAGACUUUUUGUAGUCUAAAAGAGCAAUGCAUGUCCAAACUGUAAUUAAUUUAGUGAUUCAUUUAACUAGGAAAUGAUCAAAUAUAUUGUAAACGUGCAAUAAAGA
This is a messenger RNA of Tupaia belangeri chinensis (Chinese tree shrew), 2591 nucleotides long. It is a transcript of the gene RNF180, whose product is annotated as ring finger protein 180. NCBI's taxonomy places the organism in Eukaryota, Metazoa, Chordata, Mammalia, Scandentia, Tupaiidae. Gene Ontology annotation, biological process: norepinephrine metabolic process; positive regulation of proteasomal ubiquitin-dependent protein catabolic process; serotonin metabolic process. Gene Ontology annotation, cellular component: endoplasmic reticulum membrane. Gene Ontology annotation, molecular function: ubiquitin conjugating enzyme binding; ubiquitin protein ligase activity; metal ion binding. The record is from RefSeq and is a predicted model, not a curated record. The transcript is spliced from 7 exons. Bases 1 to 1779 code for a protein of 592 amino acids.